AAAUUUUUGCCCGAUCGAGAAUGUAAUCGUUUCACGAACCAGUUGGCCGUUGGCGUUUCUCGUCGCAAGACGUUGAGUACGUGUUUCGCGUCGUAAAUUCUAUAUUGAUUUGUUAAUACUGUACUCUGCGUCAACAAACUAAUCUAUUUUUUAUAGAGUUUUAAUGUUAUAAUAAUAGUGAAUUUUAUAAUACAAGUUCAAACAGAAGUGUCGUUUUUUUUUAAAUAUUCAUCACAUUAGUCAAAUAACACAUUUGGAAUACAAAAUAUGUACUUGCUGAAAAAUGAGAGUGAUAACUGUUAAUGUCGUUCUUCAGUCAAGAGUUGGGAGUUAGGAUAAAUGAUUUUAUGGCCAAAGUGGUAGCAAACGAUAAAUUAUCCGGUCUCUACAUCGGUACUUAUGGCAGCAGUGAACCUGUUGCACUCCGCCAGGAGCAACAGCAACAUCAGCAGCUGAAACAACAACACCAACAACAGCAGCUGCAACAGCAGCAACAUGAGGAACUGCAGCAGAUCCGAAAUGGCAGUGUCCAGGUCGGUUACGACAAUUUGGACAAGUGCAUCGCGUACGCCGAUUCGGUGGCCAAGUGCGGCAGAGUAUGCGAAUCCCUGUAUCUGUACGCCCAGUGUUUCCGGGUGGGCCCACUACCAGCCGACUGUCUGUGGCACGUGACCUCGGCUUUCCUCGACCUGAUCCGACAGCAGUUCGACGACUCCCAGACAAGCCCAAAACCAUCGUCACCGCCACAACAACAACAACUACUACUACUACAGCAGCAACACAACAACCAUCAGGAACACCAAAGCCACAUCCAUCAUCACGAUACCCGGCAAAACCAUCAGCAGCAACAGUCCUGUCCGUUCGUCUGCUGCGCUUGCAACCUAGUGCUUCGAGAACCAAUCACGUUGCUAUGCGGUCACACGUGUUGCCGGAGGUGCGGGGGUGGUGCCGUCUGCAAACCGUUAGUGUGCCACAAGUGCGGUGGGCGCACGCCAUUCCAGCCACACGUAGACGUACUCGUUAAGUCGUUGGUCGAGAAAUUGUGGCCAGUGCAGUUGCGGGCCUCCGAGCUGCUGGACGAGGGAAAGGCCUUGUACAGACAGGGCAAGAUCCACGCGGCCCUCAUAAAGUUCAACCAGGCGUAUUACACCGGAGGUGAAAAUUAUGAUUUGUUGAACAUCAGAUCAAGGACGCUGCUUAAACUUGGAUUCAACGAAAACGCUCUUUUGGACGCUGUCCGUGUGGUUCAAAUAAAUCCAAAGUGGUCCAAAGGACAUUUCACUCGUGGCAUGGCGUUGUUUUCUCUGAGGAGGUACCAAGAGGCGUUAUUAGAGUUUUCGUUGAGCGCAGUGCUCGGCGAAAACCUGCAAAAACUCCAACCACAAAUUAACGAGGUGCUGCAAAGGUUACUGACAAUGUAUUCCAAUGAAGAUCAAGAUCUAAAGAGUUGGAAUCCCAUAACUCACAGUUACUUAAGAUCGUACUUGAACACGUUUAUCAACAGAUCCAACGUAUUCGACAACAGUUCAAACUCUUUAAAAAAAUCUAUUGCAAAAGAAAGUACAUUCAUAAAAAAUCAACUCUGUAAAAUCAGCUCGAUAACUGAAUUGGUCCAACAUAUUUUUGUUGAAGUAACGCAGACUAAACAUUACACUUCAAGUGUCCUAAUCAAUAACACGCUAAAUGUGGACCAGUCGUUGCUGGACGAAUCAGAUUUCAAUUGCGUUCUGUGUUGUGGAAUGUUGAGGAACCCAGUGACGACACCGUGUGGGCACACAUACUGCUCAGAUUGUCUAGAACACAAUUUCGAUUACAGUUUCCACUGUCCGUUGUGUCUGACGUCACUGCCACCCAGCUUAGCGCUGAGCAACAAGAACAUUUCGGCAUUCGUCAACGAGCUGAUCGUCUACAAGUAUACCAAAAACGGUCCCAUGCAGACAGUGAACUGGAAACCAGAAGCGGAACAUGAUAGCACGUACUUGCCGGUGUUCGUGUGCACGAAUGCUUUCCCGUCCGUGUCAUGUCCGCUGCACGUGUUCGAACCGAGGUACAGACUGAUGAUUAGGAGGUGCAUAGAAUCGGGUACGAGGAGAUUCGCCAUGAUCAGCAACUGCUGUCCUCCCAUGAAGUUCGCCGAGUUUGGGACAGUAUUAGAAAUAAAAGAUCGGAUUAUGAUGGGUAAUGGUUGCUCUAUUCUGUCGACAAUCGGAACAAGGCGAUUCAAAGUGUUAGUCCGAAAAGAACACGAUGGCUAUGAUAUGGCCACUGUGCAAUACAUACAGGACGAAAAAGUUCCUCCAAAAAAAUUACUAGAAUUAUAUAAACUUCACGAUGAUGUUCGGCAACGGGGAUUAACGUGGUUCGACGGUUUUCGGCCCGAAAUAAAAUCGGAAAUCCUGAGAACGGUUGGUUUUCCGCCGAGUAUUGAACCAAAAUGGGAAGAACUGUCCGACGGUCCAGCUUGGACGUGGUGGUUGUUAUCGUUAUUACCACUGGGUCAAAACGCUCAUGUGGACCUCUUGGCGAACACUAGUAUUGAAGUCCGGUUAAAAGUGAUCAACAAAAUUCUCAGUCGCAUCGAACGCAGCUCGUUGUCCCUAAGAAUGACGUCGUCGUCACCAAUGCAGUAUGAUGAUUGAUAUUAAUCAAUAAUGACCAACUAUAUUAUAAUGAUUAUAUUAUGUCAAUGAUACUAUUAUUACAUAUAUUUUUAACGCGGUUAGACGACUGGAAAUCUCUACAACAGUGACCACUUAUUAAUUUAUGUUUAUACAAUAUUAGAUUAAUUAGGGCAGCGGGUGAUGAUGUAGUCCGAUCUUAUGAUUAUUAUAAUUAUUAUUAUUUAUAUGUACCUCCACUGCAGUAUCAUUACGCAUUGGACGUAUAUAAUAGGUAUGUCUGACGUCCAACGUCUCGAAUAAUAAUAUUAUUUCAUUGUCAUUAUUAUUAUAAUUAUUAUCGUACAAUAUAUUCUGUGAUCUCCGAAUCUGGUCAAUAAUAUUCAGUUGUUGAUAAAUAAUAUCAUCACGCGAACUUAGGUAAAUUAAACUAUUUUGUGUUAAUACGUCAUAAUACAUCAACUUUCUGAAAUCAAAGAAAAUAACUACCACAAAAUGUACCGGAUUCAUCUCAAUUUAUUAUUUAAGAUAACGCACAUUUUCACUAUAGUGUGAACAAUAAAUUAGUUCGUUAGGAUAAUUAUUAGGAUUAUUAUAUUUCCAAUUGAAAGUCAUACCGGUAAAGCUAAUAUUAAUAUAAUUUCGAAUUAUCAUGGUAAUUUUUGCUUUUUGAUCAUUACUGCAACGAAUUCUCAAUUUAUUAUGGUAUGUUGAUAAAUUUUUAAAUUACAUAAAAGUCACUUUUGGGGUUCAAUUGUGAUAUUGAAAUGUAUAAUUGCGUAUUUAUUAGUAAAGUUUAUUAUAUUUUUAUCAUUUAACAUGUUUACUACCUCUUUAAGAACGCAGGUGGUAGGGGGAUCUUUUUAAGGUUUUUUUUUCUGAACUUGAUUAUCAUUAUUGUUAACUUACAAAAAAUAAAUAUUCUUUAUUUCUCGUUUGAUAGGCUCAUGUUUUUCUUAGCAUACAUUUCAAGUUCUAUAAAACGUGUGAUUACCCAAUUACUGCUGUUAGAGAGGUAAUAUCCUGCGGUCCAUUAAAAUGGAUUACUAGUCGUUAAUUUUCUUAUCGAUAGUUAAAAUAAUUUAGAAAGACAAAUCGUAAUUUUUUACUUUUAUUUGUUUUUUUGUUCUGUAACUACUGUCGACACAGACAUAAAUACCUACAGAAAUUAUAAACCAUGUUAAUGUACUUUAUAUUAUUAUGUAUAAUUAUUUAUUAUAUUCAUGUGUUUCUAAUUUAUUUUUUGUGAAUGCUUAUUAUUGUUAUUUUGUGAAAACUUUUAUUUAUAGAAUGUAAUAUUAUUGGCAAUUACCUACACGAUUUUAUCAGUGUAUAAUUGCUGCUUAUAUACCGGAUUUUUGUACCCAAACCAACAUUUUAUGGGAAUUUAUUGUUUUGAUAGAUAAGUUUUUGAAUAAGUAUUACAAUUACUUAUAAAAAUAAAUAUAUACAUAUUAUGUGUUACCUAAACAAAUUUAUUAAUUGUUAACGAACAAUUAAAACCUAUGUGAAC
Messenger RNA from Diuraphis noxia (Russian wheat aphid), 4131 nucleotides. RefSeq names its product LON peptidase N-terminal domain and RING finger protein 2. Gene Ontology annotation, molecular function: ubiquitin protein ligase activity; protein binding. Lineage: Eukaryota; Metazoa; Arthropoda; Insecta; Hemiptera; Aphididae. The record is from RefSeq and is a predicted model, not a curated record.